AUGUGCUACAUUCAAGCCGAAAAAUUAGUGAAAUUAGUGUCACUCUCGCCCACCAUACACAUUGAAAUCUCCGAGCACACUUCACUUAACUCAACUAAAGGUGUCAUCUACUCCAACGAUUUGCGCGGUAUAAAAGAAGAAGAAAUCCUCGAUGAAUUAAAAACCCAAAACGUAUCAGAAGUGAAGAAAAUACUUAAAAAGGAAAAUAACGACUCACUGAAGGAGACUGGUCUAAUCAUACUCACUUUCUCUUCAAUAUCUCUGCCAACUGAAAUGUCAAUAGGCGAAGACAACGAAGAAUGUGUAAACAUAAAGAGCUGCGUCAACUGCAAAGUAAACGACAUCCAAACCUACAACCACAACUCAUACGACAAAAAAUGCCCUAUAUUCGUACGUGAGAAAGAGAUUCAAGCGAUCAUAACAUUGGAAAAGGUUGACAGAAGGAAAGCAAUAUCCACUUACAAAGAGCGAAAUCAACAUAGCGGACCAUCUUACUCAGCUGUCACCCGGAACAACUCUGCUCUAUACGCACAAACACAAGAAUCGCCCGCUCAAAGUAGCACCGUCGCCAAGCCAAUAAAUCAGCAACGACAACGAAGAGAACUAGUAAGUUAUGAAAGCUUACCUUCAGACGACGACGUCACUCCUUCAACAUCGAAGCCUUUGCCUAAACCCACCACACAGCGUUUAACCGAAACAAAAAUUAAAAUUUUUCCGAGAGGUAUUUCAAACAAAAUGAAAGCCAAACUGAAAUUACAGCACUCUGCAACUCGCAAUUCCAAACCACCAAAACCAACCAAACACGAGCUCGACGAUUCAUCUGAAUCUACAACAAUGGAACUGCAACAUGAGGAAGUCCUAUAG
Molecule: messenger RNA, 864 nt
Organism: Bactrocera dorsalis (oriental fruit fly)
Lineage: Eukaryota; Metazoa; Arthropoda; Insecta; Diptera; Tephritidae
Exons: 3
Coding region: 1-864 (287 amino acids)
Source: RefSeq, a predicted model, not a curated record